Messenger RNA from Synchiropus splendidus (mandarinfish), 4544 nucleotides. It is a transcript of the gene malt1, whose product is annotated as MALT paracaspase 1. Bases 119 to 2569 code for a protein of 816 amino acids. The transcript has 17 exons. Lineage: Eukaryota; Metazoa; Chordata; Actinopteri; Syngnathiformes; Callionymidae. Gene Ontology annotation, molecular function: cysteine-type endopeptidase activity. The record is from RefSeq and is a predicted model, not a curated record. Gene Ontology annotation, biological process: proteolysis.
AUACCAGACCAAACACGCACGUUUACAGAUUUUCAUUCAGGAAGUGCCGAGUCUCUCAUGAGGUUGACGUCUGUUAAGAGUGAAACGCAUUCAUAAGUAACAUUUGUUUUGGACUGUCAUGUCGGAUUUUGUGUUGCGGACUACAAAAGUACACCUGCUCAAGGAGCCAGUAGUGAAAAGGUUGUCCGAAAUAUUGGACGCGUCCUGCGGAAGAGGAUGGCGAACACUCGGAGAGAUAGUUGGCAGUGAUGGACGGUUUAAAGUCAGCUCAGAUGACAUGGAAAUGUGCUCCCUGAGGGUGCUUGAGGUGGAGGGAUCCCCGAGUCGUAUGUUGCUGAGGCUGAUAGGAGAGCGAGGCUGCACAACAGCUCAUCUGAUCGACUUCCUGCAAACACUGGGCAACAUGGAUGCACUUCUAUGCCUGAAACCCACAGCUCUUCAGAUCCUCACUCAGCCACAACCUGUGUCACUUUUGUCGGGUCACAAUCUGCAUCUCAGCUGCUACGGUUUGGGAACAUCACUGGUGCAUUAUCAGUGGUUCAAAUCCAAGGAGGAGAUUCCAAACAGUUUCUCUCCUGACCUAGUGAUCAGCCCGGUGACCAUAGAGGAUGCAGGAUUUUACAUUUGCAGGGUCAACUGUGGUCAAUCUGUUCUAUUCAGCAACUGGGCUCAAGUGGAUGUCCUCAAUGAUGGUGUCUCAUCUGUGUCAAGACAUCAGUCUGUGGAUGGUCGACUGGAACUGGUAAUUCAGCCCAAACCUUCGCAAUUGUGCAUUGGCGAAAGCUUGGAAAUGGAAUGUGGAGCCAUUGGACGUCCAAUACCCUGCUAUCAGUGGCACAGAAAUGGACAACCAAUCCCCUACUGUACAAAGAGAAAACUCAAGAUCCAGCACGUCAGUCUGGAGCAUCAGGGUCAGUAUCACUGUGAAAUCAGCUGCAGCCAAGACAGAGUUUGGACUGAUGAAGUAGACGUGGUGAUCACGCCAAGAGUAGCUAUCCAGGUUUGUGGAGCGACCGAAUGUGCAGAAGAGGACAUACUAGUCAUUGGGCAAGUUUCCACGGAGUUGAUCCUAGACAGCAUUCCUGAGCAGCUGUAUGCAACUGAGAAAGUGGCACUUUUGAUUGGCAACUUGUCAUACCAGAACCACCCACAACUCAAAGCUCCCAUGGUGGAUGUCUACGACCUCACCAACGUCCUGCAGCAGAUGAACUUCAAGGUGGUUUCACUGCUAGACUUGACUGAGUCUGAGAUGAGGAAUGCUGUUGAUGAGUUCCUGCUGCUGCUUCACAAAGGGGUCUAUGGGCUGUUGUACUACGCUGGACAUGGCUAUGAGAACUAUGGCAACAGUUUCAUGGUUCCUGUUGAUGCACCAAACCCAUACCGGUCAGCCAACUGUCUGUGCGUCCAAAGCAUCCUGAAGCUGAUGCAGGAGAAGGAGACGGGUCUCAAUGUGUUUCUGCUGGACAUGUGCAGGAAGAGGAACGUUCAUGACAAUACCAUGCCCAACAUUGUGCUGCGAGUCACCGCCAACAUCGUUUUUGGAUAUGCAACGUGCCAGGAUGCCGAAGCAUUUGAGCUUAACUCCAGUGGCUUCACCAAUGGAGUGUUUGUUAAAUUCCUGAAAAAGCGACUGCUUGAUGACGAGAAGAUCACUGUGGUGCUGGACAAAGUUGCUGAAGACAUGGGCCAAUUUGAUGCCACGAAAGGGAAGCAGGCUCUGGAGAUUCGCAGCAGUCUGUCAGAGAGGAGAGCGCUGACCGAUCCCAUUCAGCCUGGCAGUGCUGAUCAAAUUCUCAGCUGCCAGUGGGCCAAAACUCACGAACUGCCUGAGAGCAUGAAUCUGGACUUUGACUGUGGGGCUCAGAUCAAAUUGGGUUUUGCAGCCGAGUUCUCCAAUGUGUUGGUCAUCUACACUCAUAUCGUCAAGAAACCAGCAGACAUGACUUUUUGUCAGGCUCAUGUCACAGACUUCUCGCAGGACCUGGAUGUGGAUCCUAAAGAUAUGAACAGGGAGACUCCAGAGGAGACGGGGAUCUACCUUUUGUCCAGAAAUCUGCCACAGCACUGUCUCUACACUAGACUGAGCUCACUGCAGAAGCUCCAGGAGGAUCUGGUCUUCACCGUUUGUCUCCAAGGCACUUUUGCCUCUAUGGAUCAUGAUGAAAAGGUCCACUGGAACAAAAGCAUCAACAUCGGGAAGCCGCUGAUCGCUCGACUGGACCUGCACCGACCCAUGCGGAGGAACAGCUGCUUGCAGACUUGUCUGAUGCCCCACAGCCCUUCUCAAAGUCCCACUCACAGCCCUGGUGCAGAACACCACCUCCACUACCAUCACGCUCAAGAUGCCCACCAUCUCUCCCCCCAUCUUCACCUCCUUGAGUCUUACGAGCACCCUCAAGGAGCGGUGGGUGGCGGUUGGGGGUCUCUCUAUGAGGACAUGGGUCACUGUAAGGACAUGGAUGGACUUUCAAGCUCACUGGGGGGGUUCAGUGUACCAAUAGAGGCGGGGGACGACAUCAAUGAGGUGCAGACCAUUUUCAUCAAAAGUCUGCAGUUUCAACGUCCGUGAUGUAUUUUUACAUGACCAUGAACCAUCUAAAUGUUUUUAUAAUACUUCAUAAUUAAUUGUUUAACUUCAACAAAAUUCAUUAUAUAGUGGAGAUCUUUGUUUUAAACAUUUAUAGAUUCAGAAAAGCAACAUGUAUACUGAAUUCUUGUUAAUGUGCUAAAGUUCAUUGUCAUGUCCCCUCCUUGUGUUGUCACAUCAGUACACAUCAUCGACUCAGGCUAAUUUUUUUCUCUCUCCACUUUCUUAUGGCGCUUGUCAUUUGUACAGUUGCACUGCAGUGGCUGUGCUCUGGCCAAAAAUCUCUGACGCACAAUUUGGUUUUGUACAAUUCUUAAUAACAUUUGAUUUGUACUAGACUUGAGUACAAUCAUUUACUUGAAAAAGGUGGCUUUAUUUUACUCUCAAAGCAUUCACUUCAGUUGAAGACAAAUUUCACGAUCACAUUUGACUUCAUUCAUUCAUCAAAAUUCAUUAAUGUGAUGAAAUUAAUUAGUGAGGAUACAAAUAGUUCCCUCACACUACCAUAAGGCACAAAGCAUUGAGCAAGCAUGCCUUGUCCCCCUUUACUUUUCAUUGCAGCUGCAGAAAUGCUGUCAAUUCAUACAAAAAGGCAAUCUCUAACUUUGGAAAGGUGUACAGUCUUGAGGAGAGAAUUGGUGAUCAGCCAACAGGUAGGUUCCACCAUCUUUAUGAGAAAUGGUGAUCGAAUCCCCAAAAUGAUGGUAGCAAUUCAAUGUUUUCCCCUGUUUUUUUUGGCCAUUAUUUAAACCGUGUUAUGAAGAAAAAUGAUUCACGAGGAACUCUCAAGUCAUGGGACAGCUUAAAUUAGUGUACUGCUCAGUUGGUGCAAGAUGGGUUGGCAUUUCCGAACCAAAAAAUUUAAUGUCUGUCAGGAUUCAUUUGCAGAGUCUGUUCUCCUGUUUUCAACCACCCCUGGAAAGAGCUAUCAGACAGAGUAAGAGGGUGCUUGGGUUUUAAGAAAAAAAAACAAAAAAAAAGAUUUUUGAUAAUUUCAUGAAUACAUUCUGCAUCAAUGGCUUUAAGACCUCCUUCUUCAACAACCAAAUAACCUUUCUAAAGAUUCUCUUUGUUUUGCUUUUUUGUUUCAAUUGUACUAAAAGUUAGUCUGGUUUCUUUGAAUAUCUGUAAAACGUGCCAUGCCAUAUUGUUCUGAAGACCUUUAAAAGAAAAAAAGCUACUGAGUCACAAUUGAGCGAUUGAGUUGCGCACUUUGUGACGUCACUGCAUUUCCUUUUUUUUUUUUUUUUUUUUUGUAUUAUUCAAUAAAUUGAACUAGUGUAUAAAUGAUAUUUACAAAACUACUAAAAAUGAAACAAAUCAAACGAAAGUAUAUUCGUGCAAGUGGGCAUAGUGUGUAUUUAAGUGAAUAUCAUAAAUCGUGUGCCUCCAUUAAUGGUCUUCUCAGGUGUUCUUUUUAGUUGAAUGAAAAAUUGAGGAGGUUUUUUUUAACUACACUUAGAUUAAUGGAUAUGCACUUUGGCUAGAAUUUUUAUAAGGUUCAUAAUCAAACUUCUUGCAACUAAGUGGUCUUCAUGUAAGCCAAACAAAACACCUUUUCCAAAAUUACUCAAAACAGUAAUUAUUUAGUCAUUUAGGAACUCACAAAUCUCCUGCCAAAAAGGUGAUAUAGAUGCCUGUCUCAAAUCUUUGCAGGGAUAGGUUCAGUGAUGAGGUGUAAAAGAGACUUCUCUCUGUUGUUUAUCAUUUAGCGAUGAGAGAGGAGCCGGAACAUAAUUGCAAACGAUGAAGAAAUGUAAAUCUCCAAAACCUAAAAAUAACUUAAAAUAACAUUGGAUGAUUAAUCUUAAAUGACUACAGACCAAUGGCACUGACGUUUAUGGUCAUGAAGUCCUUUGAGCUCCUGGUUCUCUCUCACCUGAAAUCCAUCACUGCUUCUCACCCGGACUCAAUGCAGUAUGCCUACAGAGCCAACAGAUCAGUGGACGAUGCAGUG